CCGGUGCCGCACAACUAUUGCCGAGAGUGCCUCCUUGAAUGGUUCAACAAGGCUCUCGAGGACACGAUCGUAUUCCCACCGAAAUGUUGCAGGAAUCCGAUCCCCCUCGAUCUCUGCAAGCAUGUCUUUCCGUAUGAUCUCAUCGAGCGGAUCGAAGAGAAGGAAGUCGAGCUGAGCACGCCCAAUCCCACGUAUUGCGCUCAUUCGACAUGUGGUCGCUUCAUUCGCCCGGACUAUCACAGGAAUGAUUUGGCGAGAUGUCCGCAUUGUUCUCAAGAGACCUGUACCCUCUGUAAGGCUCCGGCUCAUCGUGGUCUUUGCCCUGAUGAUCCUGCUACGAAGGCGUUAAUGGACACGGCUAGCGAGAAGAAGUGGCAGCGCUGCUUCAACUGCAAAGAGAUGGUUGAGUUGAACACCGGUUGCUAUCAUAUGACUUGCAGAUGCAAGGCGGAGUUCUGCUACCUUUGCGGCAAGAAGUGGCACACUUGCGAAUGCCCUCUUUGGGAGGAAGAGCGCCUCACAGCC
Messenger RNA from Mytilinidion resinicola, 525 nucleotides. RefSeq lists its product as uncharacterized. Gene Ontology annotation, cellular component: cytoplasm; ubiquitin ligase complex. Gene Ontology annotation, biological process: positive regulation of proteasomal ubiquitin-dependent protein catabolic process; protein polyubiquitination; ubiquitin-dependent protein catabolic process. Gene Ontology annotation, molecular function: ubiquitin conjugating enzyme binding; zinc ion binding; ubiquitin protein ligase activity. NCBI's taxonomy places the organism in Eukaryota, Fungi, Ascomycota, Dothideomycetes, Mytilinidiales, Mytilinidiaceae. The transcript is spliced from 2 exons. The record is from RefSeq and is a predicted model, not a curated record. The annotation marks the transcript as partial.